UCCCACAUGGCAGCCAGCACGGUUUUCUCCCUUCGAUAGCUAAUUUCGCCGUCACCCGUCAGGCCGACGCGGCGGAAGGAGAGGAGGGAGGGGAAAAGUAAGAGAGAUGGUGGAGGCAUCGCCGGAGCCCGUCGCCGCGGCGGGCGGAGGUGCCUCUGGUACGGCGGCGCCGCGGAAGGGGAAGUCGUGCAAGGGAUGCCUCUACUACUCAUCAGUGCUCAAGUCCCGCGGCUACAACCCAAUCUGCGUUGGGAUCCCCCGCUCCAUCCCCCAAGUUCCUAACUACGUGGUGGAUGAGCCUAAGGAGGAGGCGACGGCGCAGGGGCAUGAUCUCAGGCGGUUCAGGUACGGGUGCGCGGGUUACUCCAUGUUCGUGGACAACAGGGACGGCCAGGGUGGUGAGAGCGAGGGCAAGACGUUGUUGCCAUAUUGCAGGGGCCUCGAGUUAUUGGUGGACAGCAGAUUGGUUGAGAGAAAACCAUCAACAGCUGAACAAGCUCCAGCACAUGUUGCAAAGGACGCAGCAGCUACCACCCGCUCUCACCAACAAGGACAGCAGAGACCUGCCAACUUGUCAAGGCAGGAAUUCUUGGAAAGGUUUAAGAGGAGCGCUGGACUGGUCGCUUCAGGUGUCGCAAAGAAUCUAAACAAAACAGCCCAUUAUAUCAAGGAAAAUAUUCAGGACAUAUUGUACCCUGAUCGUCGCCCACCAAAGUAGUAGCCGUGCCUUGCGAUCAUCUAUGCUCAGGUUGAGAGCUGAAUGUAUGGCUUACUGCUGGAAAACCUUACAUAAUCUUAUAGUCCCUGUAAGAAGCAGCUCCAGUUUCGUCACUGAUUAAAAAAAUGGAGCCUUUCUGGGAUACCAACUUUCUUUGCUUUACUUGCCUAAUCUUGUAAUUUACGGCUGCAUAUGUACAUGCAAAUUACUUGCUGCUUGUUUGAAGCGAAAAUCAGAUUUCAUUUGGUGUAUUGAUGAAUAAUGUCCAUAAGUCACAGUGCAUUUCAAAGUGAAAGAAUUUUCAUUCUCC
Molecule: messenger RNA, 1028 nt
Organism: Sorghum bicolor (sorghum)
Lineage: Eukaryota; Viridiplantae; Streptophyta; Magnoliopsida; Poales; Poaceae
Exons: 5
Coding region: 107-718 (203 amino acids)
Source: RefSeq, a predicted model, not a curated record